Molecule: messenger RNA, 3431 nt
Organism: Centropristis striata (black sea bass)
Lineage: Eukaryota; Metazoa; Chordata; Actinopteri; Perciformes; Serranidae
Gene: klf5b
Product: Kruppel like factor 5b
Exons: 4
Coding region: 251-1585 (444 amino acids)
Biological process (GO): regulation of transcription by RNA polymerase II
Molecular function (GO): RNA polymerase II cis-regulatory region sequence-specific DNA binding; DNA-binding transcription factor activity, RNA polymerase II-specific
Source: RefSeq, a predicted model, not a curated record
ACACAACCACAGUAUUCAUUACACUACUGUCGGUUGUCCUGUUUAUUUUGUACAUGUUCAGCCCCGCCCUGCAGACGCGCUGAUAUCACGCAGUUGCGUAAUUUGACAAGCCAGCGCAAAAUAGGCAGAAUGAACGUUUGACAGCUGGCUCUUUUUUGCUCGUACAGAUUGUUCGAAAAACAAAAAGAAAUACCUAUGCUUAAUUUAUUUGUCAAAGAUUUCGGAUAGUUAGACUGUACCCUCUGCUUUUAUGGCUGCUGCCGUGAGGAAUAAUGUUUGGGUUGCUCCGGGGCAGGACGCGCAGUUUCUCCAUAAAACCACCGCGCCACUGACAGCCGACGGUCUGAGAGGUGAAGAUCAUGGACUCGGUAACACGAGGGAUGCCAUCCCAGGAACUUCCUCUUUUCAUGAUUAUAAUUUGGGUAAAUCUGAGAUGGACAGCUACCUGUCUCCGCACCAACAAGACAUAGUCAAUUCCAAAAUGCGCAGGGACAGCGCUCUGAUGCUGGAUCCACCUUACACCGAGGACUUUGCCUCCCCGUACAGCGUCAACAUGAGCCUCCUCCUCCCUGAUGUCACAUACCUGCACCCUGGUCUCUGCAGGACUAUGAGACAGAUCAAAACAGAGCCGUCUCACUCCCUGAUGCACCCCACCUGUCAGGGCAACAACGCAGUGCCAGCAACAGUCCCAGAGUACCCAGGUGUUUUCACUGCAGCUGACACCGCUAGCGGUAAAUUCUUCAUUAAACAGGAAGUGCCAGAUUUCCAGGAUGUCCCCCUGUUUCAGCUUUUGAACUCUGACUUGGAGCAGCUCGUUCACGGGUCACAGCUGAACUCCAUGGCCCCUUUAAGUCAUCCUGUCGGGAACAUCCACGUGGGCUCAUUGCAGAGUUCUGGUAAACCCACCAGCAGCCCUCAGAAUGGAUGUUUCCCAUUCAAUCGACACUUAGGCCAUCAGCAAAGACCAACCUAUUUGCCACCCUCCCCGCCAAACUCUGACCCCCCAAGUCCAGACCGGGGGAAGGAGCUCCUGCACAAUCUGUCCCCGCCUCCCUCCUAUGAAGCCAGCAUCGCCUCUAAGUUAACUUUUCAGACCCAUAAUCCCAUUGAUCCAGGACAGACUGCGAGUGUAGCUCCGAUCCAAAAUCCAGAUCAGACUUCCAGUGCUGGAUUAGUCCAAAGCCCAGGUCCUUCACAAGUCCAGCGUUCGAGCCUGACUCCAGUUCAGACAACGCCCAGUGUUGGCCCACUGUCUCCAGUGUUGGCCCAGUCGGCUCCAGCUAAAUACAACAGAAGGAACAAUCCAGAUCUGGAGAGACGGCGGAUUCAUCACUGUGAUGUUCCAGGGUGCAAGAAAGUAUACACCAAGUCUUCUCAUUUAAAAGCCCAUCUACGGACCCACACAGGAGAGAAGCCGUACCAGUGCUCCUGGGAGGGAUGUGAGUGGCGCUUUGCCCGUUCUGAUGAGCUGACUCGCCAUUUCAGGAAACACACGGGGGUGAAGCCUUUCCAGUGUUGUGUGUGUAACCGCUGCUUCUCUCGCUCUGAUCACCUGGCCCUACACAUGAAGAGACACCAGAGCUAGAAAGCCCUCUCCUGCAAGUCAAUCUUUUUAUUUUUUCAGUGGACAAUGACCGGCACUUACAAACAAAUUUAAAAAACUGUGGAUUAUUUCACUCACUCCCCAGUGGAGAGAUUUUUAGCAGUGCUGGCCCACAACUAAUUGUUACUUUUAUUGUGAGAAAGAUUAAAUAUUACUGUUGCCUUAUUUUAUUUCCACACGUAUGCCCCGAUAUUGGGGGACAUUUACAGAGAUGUCAGUGAAAAAUUAUUAGCCAAAUAUAAUAAUAAAAUAAUAUCCAGCCUCUAUUUUCAUUAAACUCUGUUGCACUGCAAAGUACAUGAACAAGUUCAAAUAUCUUUUUUAUUUUCAUGUUUUUCAUUGUACAGAUCAUAUCAAUAACGUCAUUUAUUUCAUUAACUUAAAUAUCAAACUGCCGGACUGUAAGUGCAGGUAUAGCAUUGCUCUUAACUGGAAGGUCAAAGUUGUUUUAGCCAGCAGUUCAAAGGAUUGAGGGUGUGUGUGUGUGUAAUAUUGAAAGUGAUAGCAGUAAGUUAAAGUUGUACGUAAAUUAAUUGGAAGACACAGUAGGUGAAAUAAUACUGGGGUGAGUGCAGCGCUCACGGCCGGACUUUAACACUGCCAGAUUUAUGGGUGACUUUGCCACCAAGGAUAACUCAAAACAAAAUCUAUAUUUACUCGUAGCACUGAAAUGAAAGAAAGAUAAUGGUUGUGAGAUGUUAAUCAUAUUCAUUUGGACAGCAUUAUGAAUGUUCUAUGUCUAUGUCCUCUUAUAUUGCAACAUAGAUAUUACAGAGAGUGUUAAAUGUCUUUCAAGCAGGAGCAGAGAUACAUCAGAAUUUUUUGGUUUCAGGACUUCAGCAGAUGCUGCAUGAUUUUAUUUAAUUAUUGAAUAACUUAUUUUGACAGGGUUGUUUUGUGGCUUUUAAUUCCAGCCAAGCAGCAAUAUAGCAUAUUACACUAAGGAUGAUGAAAGAGAUGUUUGAUGUUCGGCUGCAGGUCAGAGUUAUUCUCCUGAUGGACAGAAUCCGUAUGUUUAUGUCGGCAAAUUAUUGGUCCGAACUUUGGGGGAACUUCUAACAGGAUUACUGAUUACUAUUACUGAUAAUUUGUCUUCAUAAGUGGGUUCAAAGUGAUGUCUGUGAGCUUGAGAUUUAUUUAUUUUUUUGACUAAGACUGGGCACCUGCCAGUCUGAACAUCUGUGUAAGCUUUUGGUUUCUUUGACUACUCUCCAUGUUUCAAACACCUUUUGAAAGUGCCUUUAACUGCAUUUUUUUUUUUUUUUUUGGACGAAUGAAAAACAAAGCUGCCCCGUUGGGACGAUGUUCUUUUAUCAGGUGCUCUGCUUCAAUGAUUCUGUACAUUGGCUGCCCCUCCUUAUUUCCACACGAUAGCAAUCUAUUUAUGACCAAGUUUCUUUAUAAUUUGAGUCAGGUUGAACGAAAUCUUUAUAAUUUGUUUAAGAUGUAUAUAUUUUGUAUCUGAUGUUUAAGGAUACAAUCAAUUGAUUGUUUUUCGGGUGUGUAAAGAUUUUCUUUUUAAUUCCAGAGAUUUUUAUUUUUUAGGGGGCAAAGUUAGAAGGAUCAAAUUAAAGAAUAUUGUUACAGUCUACACUGUCAUCACAUUCUCCAGCCAAGAAAGCAGCUCAGCGGAGUAUGUGCCAGUGAAUUAUUGCAAUACUUUUAAAAAUAGAAAUAUACACACAAAUAUUUUGACAUGAAAGGCGUAACAAUAUUUUGUGUCAUAGCUUCAUAACCUGAAGAUGUAGCCUAAAUUGAUAUAAAGAAAAAUAAAGUGCUAUGAAGCGAUGUGACCCUCACAGUGCAAAUAAAAGUUUUGUGUUGAAUA